AUGCUGGAAUUCGAUUUUAAUAAGAAUGACAAUACAAUAACCGUUAAACGCGCCAAUUUUGAAGAGUCUCUCCAAGCCAUCUCAGAUGGUGACAAUGUUGUCGGAUUUUAUGAAUGCCACUUCAAAACCAUUAUCGAUCAUGGCAUUAUUUGUGUGAGAUCAGAAGCUGAAUAUUUGCUUGCCGAUACAAAAUAUUACACUUCUUUGACAUCAGAGCUGGACUUUCAUUUAAACAUACUCAACGAAACUUCUGAAUAUAUUGAGAAGACUAAAGAUCGAUCUACUAAACGAAUUAUCAAAAGCAGAAUAGAAUCAGACACCUUAGUGGUCGAAAUUGAGGAAACGGUGAAUUCUGACUCGACACUAUCUACACAGCGGUACCCUUUAAAUGACUUUGAACGGCAACUUUUAUCAAUCGUCGAAGUUGGUCAACCGGUUGUGUUUAAAACACUUGAAAUUCCGAAGCCCCCAAAGAAGGAACAGUACCUGUCAACGCCGGAUGCUGUUGAGGAUGACUUCAAUUGGAUGGAGAAUUGUCUUCUUUUUUCAAAGUAUACUGAACGCAAGGUAGUAUUAUUAUUCUGA
Rodentolepis nana is the source of this 585-nucleotide messenger RNA. NCBI's taxonomy places the organism in Eukaryota, Metazoa, Platyhelminthes, Cestoda, Cyclophyllidea, Hymenolepididae. The record is from the annotation of a GenBank genome assembly.